This is a messenger RNA of Aedes albopictus (Asian tiger mosquito), 1764 nucleotides long. Its product is annotated as basic proline-rich protein-like. The transcript has a single exon. The record is from RefSeq and is a predicted model, not a curated record. NCBI's taxonomy places the organism in Eukaryota, Metazoa, Arthropoda, Insecta, Diptera, Culicidae. The annotation marks the transcript as partial.
CCUCCUGGAAUUCCUCCAGGAAUUCCCCCUGGAAUUCCUCCAGGAAUUCCUCCUGGAAUUCCUCCAGGAAUUCCCCCUGGAAUUCCUCCAGGAAUUCCUCCAGGAAUUCCUCCUGGAAUUCCUCCAGGAAUUCCUCCUGGAAUUCCUCCAGGAAUUCCUCCUGGAAUUCCUCCAGGAAUUCCUCCUGGAAUUCCUCCAGGAAUUCCUCCUGGAAUUCCUCCAGGAAUUCCUCCUGGAAUUCCUCCAGGAAUUCCUCCUGGAAUUCCUCCAGGAAUUCCUCCUGGAAUUCCUCCAGGAAUUCCUCCUGGAAUUCCUCCAGGAAUUCCUCCUGGAAUUCCUCCAGGAAUUCCUCCUGGAAUUCCUCCAGGAAUUCCUCCUGGAAUUCCUCCAGGAAUUCCUCCUGGAAUUCCUCCAGGAAUUCCUCCUGGAAUUCCUCCAGGAAUUCCUCCUGGAAUUCCUCUAGGAAUUCCUCCUGGAAUUCCUCCAGGAAUUCCUCCUGGAAUUCCUCCAGGAAUUCCUCCUGGAAUUCCUCCAGGAAUUCCUCCUGGAAUUCCUCCAGGAAUUCCUCCUGGAAUUCCUCCAGGAAUUCCUCCUGGAAUUCCUCCAGGAAUUCCUCCUGGAAUUCCUCCAGGAAUUCCUCCUGGAAUUCCUCCAGGAAUUCCUCCUGGAAUUCCUCCAGGAAUUCCUCCUGGAAUUCCUCCAGGAAUUCCUCCAGGAAUUCCUCCAGGAAUUCCUCCAGGAAUUUCUCCUGGAAUUCCUCCAGGAAUUCCUCCUGGAAUUCCUCCAGGAAUUCCUCCUGGAAUUCCUCCAGGAAUUCCUCCUGGAAUUCCUCCAGGAAUUCCUCCUGGAAUUCCUCCAGGAAUUCCUCCUGGAAUUCCUCCAGGAAUUCCUCCUGGAAUUCCUCCAGGAAUUCCUCCUGGAAUUCCUCCAGGAAUUCCUCCUGGAAUUCCUCCAGGAAUUCCUCCUGGAAUUCCUCCAGGAAUUCCUCCUGGAAUUCCUCCAGGAAUUCCUCCUGGAAUUCCUCCAGGAAUUCCUCCUGGAAUUCCUCCAGGAAUUCCUCCUGGAAUUCCUCCAGGAAUUCCUCCUGGAAUUCCUCCAGGAAUUCCUCCUGGAAUUCCUCCAGGAAUUCCUCCUGGAAUUCCUCCAGGAAUUCCUCCUGGAAUUCCUCCAGGAAUUCCUCCUGGAAUUCCUCCAGGAAUUCCUCCUGGAAUUCCUCCAGGAAUUCCUCCUGGAAUUCCUCCAGGAAUUCCUCCUGGAAUUCCUCCAGGAAUUCCUCCUGGAAUUCCUCCAGGAAUUCCUCCUGGAAUUCCUCCAGGAAUUCCUCCUGGAAUUCCUCCAGGAAUUCCUCCUGGAAUUCCUCCAGGAAUUCCUCCUGGAAUUCCUCCAGGAAUUCCUCCUGGAAUUCCUCCAGGAAUUCCUCCUGGAAUUCCUCCAGGAAUUCCUCCUGGAAUUCCUCCUGGAAUUCCUCCAGGAAUUCCUCCUGGAAUUCCUCCAGGAAUUCCUCCUGGAAUUCCUCCAGGAAUUCCUCCUGGAAUUCCUCCAGGAAUUCCUCCUGGAAUUCCUCCAGGAAUUCCUCCUGGAAUUCCUCCAGGAAUUCCUCCUGGAAUUCCUCCAGGAAUUCCUCCUGGAAUUCCUCCAGGAAUUCCUCCUGGAAUUCCUCCAGGAAUUCCUCCUGGAAUUCCUCCAGGAAUUCCUCCUGGAAUUCCUCCAGGAAUUCCUCCUGGAAUUCCUCCAGGAAUUCCUCCAGGAAUUCUUCCAGGAAUU